Molecule: messenger RNA, 2609 nt
Organism: Orbicella faveolata
Lineage: Eukaryota; Metazoa; Cnidaria; Anthozoa; Scleractinia; Merulinidae
Biological process (GO): rRNA processing; spliceosomal snRNP assembly
Cellular component (GO): SMN complex
Source: RefSeq, a predicted model, not a curated record
GGGAAGUUCCACUGUGCUAAUUAAUUGCAUAUUCAAUAACAAAUUGCGAGAUUUAAAAAGUCUUUAGAGAAGUACAGAUCUGAAGCUUCUAGGCUGAAAUAACAUGUCAAGUUUACAGCGUAUUUGGUUUCUUGGCAGAAAAGGGUUUCCCAGCAGAAGUUAUCGAUCAGCUGAACAUUUGAAUGGUUUUCCCUCAUAACAUUUGCCUUGAUCAACAGUUGCAAUAUACCAACCUUCUCCUUCAGUGUCAUUGCUGCUAAAUCGGAUAUCCUUUUAACAAACGAAAAUUCCGCCAACUGAGAAAGGAUUGUACUUUUCUUACUAAAAUUUCAGGACAGCGCAAGACCGCGCAAACGAGAAGCCAGGAGGUUCUUUUAGCGCAAAGAGAUCGCAUAAGGAUUAGUGCCAGUCUCCCUCGACCGUAAAUUCGCGGGUUUUUCAUAGUGGUCAGCAGUAUGUAUUGCGGCUUUACAGAACCAAAAUGGCGGAGUUCGGGCGGCGGAGGUGGAGAGAAUCGGUACACGAGAAAGAGUUUAUUCGUUUGAAAGAGAUGAAUUAUUGCCCAGAAACUGUUGUAGUACAUACUGCGUUUUUGUUAGCGGACAUAGAGGCUGUCCGAGGUCUAAACGAGUUAGAGAAAGGCAAGGGCAGUAAAGCGAUACAAAUCGUUUCAGAGGCUAUCGUGGAAAUGACGCAGAAAUCACCUCUUGACGAGAAAAACAAUUUACACCAAGUGGGAGCUACAGAACUUGAGUUUAAGAUCCAUUCCUGGGUAUUCUCCUCGCUGUUUAGGAGAUAUGGUGGCCUUGAGUUUGGCGAGUCACUCGAGGAAGAUUAUUUUGACAGCUUUCCGCCUUUGCCCCAAAUUGGCGUUAGUUUUUACCUAGAGCUGGUGCAGGAAGUGGGAUGGAGUGAGCUUUUGGUAGAAUGUCUCUAUGCCGUUGGUGUGGAAAACAUAACAUCACUUCUGGAGGAUGUCAUCAAGUGCCUUAUCCAAGACCCCAGCUUUAAAGAUCUCUCUCUUUUUCUCUGUCUUUUUAACUCUUUGUUAAUGACAGAAAAUCAGCAUCCAUCAACUGAGGAACAGGAGAGAAAACUAUGUGAUGUGCCUGGAACCAAGUCUCACUCAUUAGUGUUGCUGGAAGGUGUAGCUAGCCUCAAAGGGGAUUUUAUCAACUGGCCAGCAGCACAGCUGGAUUUAAUUAAAACUGUUAUUGACUUCGCCAUUACAGAUGUUGUUACUUUGAACUUUAGAAAACAUUGUGCAAAAGGGAAUGAGGAGACCUUAUCCAGAAACUGGCUUGGUCAAAACUCUGUAUCCUGUGAACAUGGGACGUGUUCUGUAGAGGGUGAUGGCCUGGUAGAAACAUCAAGUGUGAAAUCAAUCCAUAGAGAUGAUCUAAAGGCUCAUGGACAACAGAAACAAAUGUCAGACCUUGUUGUUUCAGCUGAAUGUACAGCUUGUUUUGAUUUUCUAUGUCAUGUUAUUAUAAAUGAUUGGAGAGUAACAUCAUGCUGGGAUCAAGAUGAUCAAUUGAAUAGUAUUGGUGAGAUAGAUUACAGAUCAUGGCAUCCUUUACACAAGUGGAUCAUAAAACUUUAUGCUGUGGCAUGCUUUUUUGUUUUGUACUCUGGUGACCACAAGCUGCAGGAGCAAGCUGUGAGGCUACAAAAUGGUCUCUCGGGGUAUGUCAAAGAAUAUGCGACAGAGAAUGAGCAUACAUGGGUCAAUGGCUUUAAAAAAAGAGAAUUGAUUGACUGCAAAGAAAGUUGCUUUAAAGAGGAAUUCAUUUCACCAGUUGGAUCUGUGGAUUUGUUGCUCUUUCAGCCAGAAACUAUGGAAGAACAAUUCCGCUUCUACUUACAAAUAGUUGAUGGCAGGUUAGAAGACUAUAAGGAAUGUUUUGAUUGGUUACUGAGUGCAGAGGAAUUUCACGGAGAAUCUGAUUGGCUGGAAUGCAUGAGGAACCAUGCAGUUGAGAUAAGUGAUGUUCAACAUGCUCUUAAAAUGAUUGACAUUAUCUACAUGCAAAGGCAGUGUCUUUGUGCUGAUGAGAAAUCCAAUGACACAGUCUACAGAGAAAUGAAAGAGACUUUGUUGACUUUGCAAUCCCAGUUGCCUUGUUCUGCUCAGCAACAGAUCAUAGAGUAUGCUUUCUUCAUGAGUUGCUCUUUAAGAUGUCCUGAAAAUGAGUCAAUAUUCUUUCACCCUUGGUUGGUGGCUGAGGAGAGAAUGGCAUUUCAGCAGGAGCUUGUUAUGACCUUCAAUAAACUGAUUGACAUUAGCGAGGAAGAUCAACUUCAGUCAUCUGCAAUAGAUCUGGCUAGAGCUGCACUGCUUUCAGCACCCCUCACUCUUAACAAGGCUUUAGAGGAAGGAGUUAAAAGUGCCGGUCACACAAAGACAAUCUGUUCUGUAAGUUAACUUCUAUAAUCACCAGCAGAGGCUUGGCUUAUUCUUUAUGAUUCCAUGACUUAGUAACUCAUCAUUAAAUCAGACUUCAAGACAAUGGUUUAAAGUAAUUCACAUUAACAGGAACCAGUUAAGAAGUAUGGAUUGACAACAUUGUCAAGAUUGAAAACAAACUGGAAUAGUAAUCGAUCAAUAA